This is a messenger RNA of Lucilia cuprina (Australian sheep blowfly), 692 nucleotides long. RefSeq names its product centaurin-gamma-1A-like. Gene Ontology annotation, cellular component: nucleus. The transcript has 2 exons. The coding region runs from base 207 to 692 and encodes 161 amino acids. Lineage: Eukaryota; Metazoa; Arthropoda; Insecta; Diptera; Calliphoridae. The record is from RefSeq and is a predicted model, not a curated record.
UUUGCAAACAACCACAAAAUAAACCAUAGAAAUUAUACCAAAAAAAUCUAUGAAAAUUACGCAAAACAACAUUUUAAUUUACAAAAACAAAGCAAAAAAUUGGGAAAAAAUAAGAAAAUUUUGAAAAAUUUUAAAAAUAAUUUCAAAUAUUUUUUUCAAAGAUUUUAAAUCAUUUUUUAAGUGUAAAUUAUCUAUAAAUUAUCAAAAUGUUGGCUGUUAAAAAUUUCUUUUUACCUGAACGCACAAAAGCUCCCGAUACGCCACAGCGCUUUUCUCGCAUGCCCGAAGCUUUUUUACGCAGCAUACGCCGCCGUUCGUUACGUGUUAAACGUGCCAAAUCUCUAGUCGUUCCCGAUCGGGAGAAAAGGAAAUCAGAUUCCUUUGUAAAUAGUCAAGAAUGGACGAUAUCACGCUCAGUGCCCGAUUUACGUUUGGGUAUUGUGGGCUCUCUGAACUCAGGCAAAUCCGCACUGGUACAUCGUUAUCUAACGGGUUCCUAUAUGCAAGAAGAAUCACCCGAGGGAGGACGUUUCAAAAAAGAAGUAUUCAUUGAUGGCCAAAGUUAUUUAUUGUUAAUACGUGAUGAAGGUGGUGCUCCAGAAAUGCAGGUUAGUUGUGGAAAUUUAAUAUUUAUUUUAAUUUGUUUUUUGUUGUUGUUUAAUUAUUACAUUUAUAUUAUUGUUAAGAGUUAA